Messenger RNA from Ostertagia ostertagi, 483 nucleotides. Lineage: Eukaryota; Metazoa; Nematoda; Chromadorea; Rhabditida; Trichostrongylidae. The record is from the annotation of a GenBank genome assembly.
AUGGCCGAGGAAGAGACGCAGUUCGCAUGUUUUACGCAUGAUGUUUGUGAGGCUAUUCAACGAGUAUGGCACGAUACGGCCGUGCAAAAGAUCUACGAAAGGAGGAGCGAAAUCAACCUCAACGACAGUUCCAAAUAUUUUCUGGAAAACUUGGCAUCAAUAAAUACGCUCGACUUCACGCCAACUCCCCGUGAUCUGAUCAUGAGCUAUGUGCCAACGGUCGGAGUGCAAAACGUCAUUUUCUCCGUGGACAACCAUGUGUUCCAUGCUAUCUUCUUCUGUAUCGCAAUUUCGGAAUACGACCAGAUGAUGGACGAAGAUCCGGAAAUGAAUCGCCUUCAAGAUGCACUGGCGCUGUUGGAGAAAAUCAACAAGGAGCCGAAAUUCCAAAAAACUCCCUUCUUGCUAUUUCUCAACGAAGUUGACGUAUUUCGAGAAAAACUGCCGCUUAUGCCACUUCAGGAUCACUGGCCUGAUUACAAA